GCGACGUCACCGCCCCACGUCAGCACCUUGCGGAAAUAACGUUGCCGCUGUGAGAGAGCAGGUCGAUCGGAACCAGUACUCGGGAUGUUUUCACACUAGAAUAGAGACUUUGACAUCCAAAUUAACGCUCUGUUAUCUAGUUGCGCCACCAGUUGAGUUAGUGCACUUGUUCUCCCAUCCGGUGCCGGUUCCGGUUCAUAGGCGCAACAGAAAAAGAGGGACACAGUAUGUCCCUGUUACAGUCAGCGCUCGAUUUCCUGGCCGGGCCCGGCGGAUCAGGUGCCGCCGCCAGCCGGGAUCAGAACGACUUCGUCGGGCAGGUAGUGGAGCUCGGCGAUCUGAAGCUCCGGAUCAAACGAGUCAUCGCGGAAGGUGGCUUUGCGUUUGUGUAUGAAGCCCAGGAUUUGGGCAGCAGUAAGGACUAUGCGCUCAAGAGACUUCUCUCCAAUGAAGAGGAGAAGAAUAAAGCCAUCAUUCAGGAAGUCUGCUUCAUGAAAAAGCUGUCUGGUCACCCCAAUACUGUUCAGUUCUGCUCCGCUGCAUCCAUCAGUAAAGAAGAGUCGGACACAGGCCAGGCUGAGUUCCUCAUCCUCACAGAGCUGUGCAGAGGCCAGCUGGUUGAUUUUGUAAAGAAGGUGGAGCAGAAAGGACCCAUGUCAUGUGACACAGUGCUGAAGAUCUUUUAUCAGUCAUGUCGUGCUGUGCAGCACAUGCACAAACAGUCUCCACCAGUCAUCCACCGCGACCUGAAGAUUGAGAAUUUGUUGAUCAGUCAUCAGGGCACUAUAAAGCUGUGUGACUUUGGCAGCGCCACCACCGUGGCACAUUACCCAGACUACAGCUGGUCUGCUCACAAGAGAUCUAUGGUGGAAGACGAGAUCACUAGAAACACGACUCCAGCUUACAGGACACCAGAGAUGAUUGACCUCUAUUCUAACUACCCAAUAAACGAGAAACAAGACAUAUGGGCUCUGGGCUGCAUCCUGUACCUGCUCUGUUUCAAGCAGCACCCAUUUGAAGAGGGAGCCAAACUCCAGAUAGUAAACGGCAAAUACAACAUUCCUCAGAAUGACACCAAGUACACAGUCUUUCACCAACUCAUCCGAUCGAUGUUGAAAAUCAACCCAGAUGAGCGACUGUCAAUCAGCGAACUUGUUAGCCAACUGCAGGAGAUCGCUGCAGCCAGAAACGUCAACCCAAAAUCACCCAUUACUGAGCUCCUGGAGCAGAACGGAGGGUUCGGGAACAGCACACAGCUUCCCUCGCAGAUCAACAACAUACACAAUGCCGGUGUGUAUGACGCAGACCCAGCCAUGGGUGGAGGCUUCCUGGAUAUUCUGAAAGGAGGAACCGAAAGAUUCCUGACCAACAUCAAAGACACUUCCUCCAAAGUCAUCCAGUCGGUGGCCAGUUAUGCUAAAGGAGACCUGGACCUGUCCUACAUCACCUCCAGAAUUGCAGUCAUGUCUUUCCCAGCUGAGGGUGUUGAAUCUGCAAUUAAGAAUAACAUUGAGGAUGUGCGUCUGUUCCUGGAUUCUCGACACGCGGGUCAUUAUGCAGUAUACAACCUCUCCAAACGCUCCUACAGACCGGCCAGGUUUCACAACAGGGUGAGAGAAUGUAAUUUUUUUUUAAGGAAAAUUAGAAAUGUAAAAAAAAGGUUUCUGUGGUUGGCUUUAAAAAACAUGCACCAGUGGCUCAAACAGGACCACAGGAACAUCUGCAUCGAUGGACGGGCAGCGUCGGCUGUGGUGGUUUGUGCAUUCCUCUGUUUCUGUCGUCUGUUCUCUACGGCCGAGGGCGCAGUUUACAUGUUCAGCAUGAAGCGAUGCCCACCAGGCAUCUCUCCCUCACACAAACGGUAUAUUGAAUACAUGUGUGAUAUGAUGGCAGAAGAGCCCAUAAUCCCCCACAGCAAGCCUAUUACCAUCCGCUCCGUCGCCAUGACUCCCGUACCGCUCUUUAAUAAGCAGCGAAACGGCUGUCGGCCGUUCUGUGAGGUUUACGUCGGUGACGAGCGAGUCGCAACCACUUCACAGGAAUACGACAGAAUGAAGGAUUUUAAGAUGGAGGACGGGCGAGCGGAGAUUCCUCUGAAUAUAACUGUGCAGGGAGACGUGCUGAUAGUGAUUUAUCACUCACGCGCAACGCUGGGCGGACGCCUGCAGGCCAAAAUGGCUUCCAUGAAGAUGUUUCAGAUUCAGUUCCAUACUGGGUUUGUGCCCAGAAAUGCCUCCACUGUCAAAUUUGCGAAGUAUGAUCUCGAUGCGUUUGACAUCCAGGAGAAAUACCCCGACCUCUUCCAGGUGCAUGUAAAUGUGGAGGUGGAGCCUCAGGAUCGCCCUAGCAACAAGACCCCACCUUGGGAAAAUUUUGCCACAAAAGGACUCAAUCCCAAGAUCCUUUUCUCCUGCCGUGAUGAACAGCAAGAGAUCCUGACCAAAUUUGGUAAACCAGAACUUCCACGCCAGCCUGGAUCAACAGCCUGUUACACCUCUGAACCGGCCCAGCCGGAGCGUUCACCUGAAGAGCCACAGACCGGGCAGGAUUCCCCUUCUCCUCAAAGCACAGACACCAAUGCCAACAACUUCUUCCAGAUGCUUGACUGGGAAGAUGGCAGUCAGCAGUUCAGUUGUUCUGACAGCCAAUUGGAGGACCAGGAUGAUUUGAGUGGCGGAUCAGAGGAGGAGUCAGUGUCUUACUCCGCCCCCGUUGAUGGGACUCUGUCACGUGACACCAGUGAACCACUCUUCGAGGCAGACUUCACAACCACACCACCUGACCCUCAGCCCGACACAGAGGACCUACUCGGCCUGAACUCUGACCCCUGUCCCCCAGCCGCCACCACUCAGCCAGGCCUUGUUAAUGAGACGGGUUUGAAAAGUUCUGCCAGUAACAGUGAUUUACUGAACGACCUGUUCGCCCCUCCACCCAAUGCUGUGCCUUCAGCUAAUGCAGAAGACCUGAUGGGAGAAGGUACAGGGGAAGAUCUGUUCUUCUCCAGCACGUCCAGCCAACCGGCACCAACCACCAAUAAAGACUUCUUUGACCCCUUCGGUGUGGGGUCAGCCUCUGCAGGGUCCGAUCUGUUUGGUGACCUGCUGGGGGCAGACAGUGCUAGCAGUGGGUUCAAAGCUCCGCCUCCUGCAUCCAACUCCAGCCUCUUUAACCUUAAUAAGUUAGCAAGCGAGACUCCGAAGAUGACCUCAUCAGCGAGUCAGCCUGAUCUGUUAGGUGGCUGGGAAAACUGGACCACAGGAGGAACCAGCACGACUAGUAACAUGACCACUGCUGCCAGCAAACCUACUAUGAGUGCCUCAGGAGUCUCAUCUUUCUCCAAGGCCAAAUCUCAAAGCUUUGACCCCUUCGCAGACCUGGCUAACCUGGGCUCAACACUGCCUGGCUCGGCCAGCACUGGUUUCUCUGGCUCAGGUUUAAAAAUGGCACCCUCUGCAGGUGGCCCUAAGAACUCAGGUCAGCAGUGGCAGCAGGCUCCUCGGCCCUCCUCUGGCCCCAGCAAACCCUGGAUGCCUCCAAGCUCAGCACCCAGACCGCAAACCCAGCACUCCAAACCUGCCACCCAACCGGCUAAAUCAAACUACAAGCCCAGCUUCAGUGUGAUCAGUGGACGAGAAGAGAGGGGGAUCCGUGCGCCAGGCUUUGGUCCAAAGCCCAAAGUGAAAGAAGAUGACUUUGAGGAUCUUCUAUCCACACAAGGUUUUGGCUCCAAAACUGACAAGAAGAUGCCCAGAACUAUUGCUGAGAUGAGAAGGCAGGAGCUGUCUAGAGACAUGGACCCUCUCAAACUUCAGAUCUUAGACUGGAUCGAGGGGAAGGAGAGGAACAUCAGAGCGCUGCUCUCCACGCUGCACACGGUGCUGUGGGAGGGAGAGACCCGCUGGAGACCCGUCAACAUGGCAGAUCUGGUCACACCUGACCAGGUGAAGAAGGUCUACAGGAAGGCUGUGCUUGUUGUGCACCCAGACAAGGCUACAGGUCAACCAUACGAGCAGUACGCUAAAAUGAUCUUCAUGGAGCUGAGCGAUGCCUGGUCUGAGUUUGAGAACCAAGGAGGCAAAGCCCUGUUCUGAGCGCGCUCAGUGAGCGUCUGCCAGGAGCGGCGGGCCCCCUACAGGCAGCCUGAGGCACAGCGCUCUCUCCAUACACACAGCUCAGAGAGAGAGAUCAGUCAGAGGAAGAAAACUGCUUGAGGAACAGCCUAAUCUCCUCCUAAACUCUGAUGCGCUCUUCUGAAGAGCGAGACCUGUGGCGCUGGAUUUCUCCUCCUUCAAAAGGGGAACAUGCCAGCAUCCUUUUGUCACUUGUAGAUGAUUAAAAACCAUGCGCGUGCACACACACACACACACACAAACACCUGAGACUACAGUCUGUGCACUUCAAAAGAGCUCCAAAACAGAUGGUUUCUGGGAUGAAGACAAAAUGAUUAUCGCUGAUUUUUUUUUUUCAUGUCAUUCUAUGCAUCACACUUUUUUCACUUUUUGUUUUUUUGUCAAUUACUGAUGUAAAUAAUGACUCGACGUGUGUGUGUGUGUGUGUGUGGGUGUGUUUGAGGGUGGAUCAUGUUCAUAUAAAGCUUAAGCAGAGGUUUUGACUUCUGUGCUCCACGAUGUGAAGGCUUUCAUCACUUUGACUUCAGUUUUAUCAUGUUUUCGCUGAUCUCUAGUGUUAAUUCUUUCCAGGCACCUCGUGGGGAGGUGUGUUUGUGUAUUUGCGGGUUCAAGGCUCAAUUUCUGCAGUCCAAAGUGUAUUUCAGUGGCCGAAAACAAAUUUAACAUCAACAAAAAGCGUGAGCUUUCCAUAUAUAUAUAAUAUAAUAUAUAUAUAUUUUUUUUUUUUCUCGAGGACCAAUCAGAAAUGACUGUCUUAUUUAUUGUUUUGAAAGCUGUACAUGGCUAGUUGAUGGAUAUAAGAAGGACUAAAAUAACAAAUUUAUUGUAAACGGUGGAACAAGCAAGCUAAGCAUUUUCCAAAACUAAAAUCAUUCCAAAGCAUCUACUAAUAUGAAUGUGCUUUUUAAGAUUAUUGCUGGAAUGUAAAUCUUUUUUUUUUUCUUGUACCAUUAUCAUAUUUUCCACAAUAUUCUAUUUGAUGUUUCCAUAAUCUCUUAAUAAUGACACUAGAAUGUUUGCACCAGUCCCUCAGAACAUGAGGCCAAAUUCAGUGUGAAAUUGAAAAUAAAUAAAUAUAUGUCUGAUACAACUUAAUAGACAUUGAAGUGAGGGUGGAAAUUGGUGUUGUUUUUUUAUAUAUAGACCUAACAGUUUGCAAUAUUUCUUAGAGAAAAAUCAAGGACUGGAAGAAAAUGCUGAUUCGUAAAGACUUGGCAAGUCGAGUUCUGUAACCUGCUGCAUUUCUGAGAUUAUUCAUAUAUGAUUCUUAAGGGCAAUACGGUAAACGAAACCAAACCUUCAUGUGUGUUACUGGAUUCUGAGAGCUCAUCCAUUAUAGAGCGAAAACGUUUGCUGUUAAAGGGACUGAGGGGCUGGUUCAGAUUUCACCGUUUUGAGUGACUUUUGAAAUGUUUGUUUAUUCACCCUCCACCAAAGUCAUAAACGAUCAUAAAUGUUUCAGCUUGGAAUGUGGCACUGCUGUUCAAAAUUUUUCUUGGUUGUAUAAUCAGCGAAUAAGUUGAAUGGGCUCUGAUUGAAAUUAAUGAUUGAAUCUAGUCUAGAAAUAUAUUGCCUUAUUCUGUGAAUAUAUACUUCUCUUCCUCAAGAAAUGAACAAUGCUGCUGCAUUUUGGUGGAGCGUCAGUAUGUUUUAAUAAGACACAUUUUCUCUCUUUUAGCCCACUCAGCUUUCCUUUGGAUGUAAACUAGUGUUUUUCACCAGCUGUCUCCUGCGAUGCAGAACAAAAUCAUAACACCGCGGUCUUAAAGAUAUUUUUGUCAUGUUUUCUUUUCUCAGAUUUCGACCAAUAAACCAUAAUCAUGGUUUGGGUUUA
Cyprinus carpio (common carp) is the source of this 5964-nucleotide messenger RNA. Its product is annotated as cyclin-G-associated kinase-like. Gene Ontology annotation, biological process: regulation of clathrin-dependent endocytosis; protein phosphorylation; positive regulation of Notch signaling pathway. Lineage: Eukaryota; Metazoa; Chordata; Actinopteri; Cypriniformes; Cyprinidae. The record is from RefSeq and is a predicted model, not a curated record. Gene Ontology annotation, molecular function: AP-2 adaptor complex binding; protein serine/threonine kinase activity; ATP binding. Gene Ontology annotation, cellular component: cytoplasm.